AUGACAUAUUCUUAUCCAUACCUGGGCAUUCCUCAGCAGUACGUGUCUCAGCCAUUUUAUCCUCAGUUUUAUGGACAGCAAGGAUCUGAUGAGCAGUUGAAUGGUUCUCGUUCUAUUGAUCCCCAACCAACCUCAUUUGAUCAAUACGCUCAAUUUCAAGGUGAUCAACCAUUCAGCUUCAAUGCGGACGGGAACUCUGGAUUAUUAAGCGACUAUUACGGUGAAGAUAUACUGUUGAUGAACGAUGACAAUAGCCAACUUCAAAAUCCAAAUAACAUGGGUUUUCUUAACCCUAACCAACUUCAAUUUUCUUCAGGAAUGUCUCAUAAUAUUCAACAAGGAAACUCAGCCGGGAUUCCAAGCAUGCCGAAUCCACCUGCCAAUCCUCUGCACGAGAUCUUGUAUAAUCAAAAUAAUUCUGGAGGAAAUGCAUCUGCUGCCCCUUCAAGAACUGUUUAUUUGGGCAAUAUUCCAUCGGAUAUUGAACCAAAUGAGUUACUUGACUACGUUCGAUCCGGUAUUUUAGAAAAUGUGAAGAUUUUACCAUCAAAAAAUUGUGCUUUCAUUUCCUUCAUUGACCACCAGUCUGCACUUUUAUUUCACUCCGACUGUAUCUUAAAGAAACUCAAUAUAAAGGGCCAUGAUAUAAGAAUCGGGUGGGGUAAAAAUACUUCAAUUUUACCUGCUGUUAUGGAAUCAAUUCAAAGAGAUGGUGCUACUAGAAAUGUCUAUUUAGGUAAUCUUAAUAAUCCUACAAAUGGUGAAAUGAUUACUGAACAAGAAUUGAUUGAUGACUUGAGUGCGUACGGCAUUAUUGAUUGUAUUAAGAUCAUACCGGAAAAAGGAAUCGCAUUUAUUCAUUUCUUAUCGAUUUUGAGUGCAAUCAGAUGUGUUGCCAAUUUGCCAUUAAAGGAAAAGUAUUUGGAUAAAAAGUGCUUUUACGGAAAGGACAGAUGUGCAUUUAUUACGAAAACACAGCAGCACAACGCCGCUCAGUAUCUAGGACUAGCUCCUGGUAUGGAACAUAUAGUUACUGCUGCUGAUAGGGAAUUCAUUUCAUCAGCUCUAGUUCAACAAUCUGCAGCUGCAGCUCAAAUAGCAACUCAAGCAGGAGGUGCAAAUAAUUUGGGAAACAGAACUGUUUAUUUGGGAAACCUUCACCAGGAUUCUUCUGUUGAGGAAAUCUGUAAUGUGGUAAGAGGUGGCUUGUUGCAAAGUAUAAGAUACUUAAAGGAAAGGCAUGCUUGCUUCAUUACUUUUAUUGAUCCUAUAGCUGCUGCUCAGUUUUUUGCCAUGUGCCAGUUACAUGGAUUGACUAUUCACAACCGUAGGAUAAAAGUAGGGUGGGGAAAGCACUCGGGUCCUUUAUCAAAUGCUUUAUCUCUAGCUGUUUCAAACGGUGCUUCCAGGAACAUUUACAUUGGUAAUAUUUCUGACUUUGACUUUUAUAACCCUGCAAAGUUAAGAGAUGACUUUUCAAAGUUCGGUGAUAUAGAACAAAUCAAUUAUUUAGAGGAAAAAAAUUGUGCUUUUAUUAAUUUCGUGAACAUUGCUAAUGCAAUUAAAGCAAUUGAUGGAAUCAAGUCAUUCAAUGACUACAAGAAUUUAAAGAUCAAUUUUGGUAAAGAUCGUUGUGGAAAUUUACCAAGACAGUUCCAAACACAACUUACCGUGAACCAACUAAACAACAUCGAUAAUAUGUCAAAUCAAUCAUUUUCUGAUAAUGAAUUUAUGAAUGAUGAACAUCAUCAGACUCAGAAUCAUGCACAACAACCAAUCGCUGAUGAGAUUUGA
Molecule: messenger RNA, 1794 nt
Organism: Priceomyces carsonii
Lineage: Eukaryota; Fungi; Ascomycota; Pichiomycetes; Serinales; Debaryomycetaceae
Exons: 1
Coding region: 1-1794 (597 amino acids)
Biological process (GO): mRNA splicing, via spliceosome
Cellular component (GO): cytoplasmic stress granule
Molecular function (GO): mRNA binding
Source: RefSeq, a predicted model, not a curated record